GAUGGCGCCCCCGGUGCCCCCUCGUCAGGUCCAGCAGUCCUACCGUCCAUCCAACAGCUCCUUCUCCCCUCUUACAGCCUCUAUGGGAGCUCCAUCUGUGGUGGCUACAGCCUGGGAGGAUACAGACACACACCUCACCUUGAAGACGUCCCCCCCAGCAGACACUAACUGGGCGAGCGAGGAGGACGACCACGUGGUGGCCAGAGGAGAAUAUGACUUGACAGCUGCUUCUCAGGAGGAGCUUUCUAUGCGAGCUGGAGAGAUGCUCAACCUCGCUCCUAAAGAGCUACAGCCCCGUGUGCGUGGCUGGCUCCUGGCCAGUGUGGACGGUGAGACCACAUGCUCGUCCCAGCCAACUACGUUAAGAUCCUCAGCAAGAGAAGAGACCGCCGGGCCACAGAUAUGAGAGGCUCGCUCAGGCCCAGCAGGCAAACACGCAGGCACCCCAAACAACCUCGUCUGCACAAAUACCCUAAUCUGUGCCUCUCCUGCAGCCCAUAAACGUACAGCAUCUACCCACAUCAUGUACAGUACUUGAAUGAUCCAUCUCGUCUUUCAGCUCAGUCUCGUCAGAUUCAUUAGGCUCAGCUGUGUCCCCCUCCUGUGUGCAGUUUCCUCGUUUCCCUCUGUGUGUAUUUAUAGUAGUGAUGGCCAAACAAAGCUUUCUGAAGCAUUGAAGCUUGUGUUGAAAAACGAUUCAUUACUGGAAGCUUUUUAACACAGUCCUCUCUGGUGACAUCUGGUGGUCAAAAAUAUGAAGAGCAGCUUGAAUCUACAAAAAAACUGAACUGCUUCAUUAUGAUUGCCCACUCUACACAGUGCAAUUCACAAUUCACAAUUGGACAUCACUGAUCACGUGACUGUGGCCAAACGAAUCAAGCAUCGACAGAGUGCUUCUGAAGCGGUGUGUUGGUGUUUUUUGACACACGCGCCGGAGCGUCAGCUUCAAGCGGGCCCUCACUAAUUUAUAGCAUUUGUCCUCUUGUGUGUGUUACUGGUCCGUCUGUGCUCCUCCAUGCUGUUUUUCCUGCUUGUCAUCCUUUGUGUUUUAACUCCAUUCCCUUGUGUCCAGGUUUGUUAUUUGGUUCUCAGCUUUCCCAGUUUAGGUUUUCUUAGUUUUGUUUCUCGCCUCCCUCGCCUUUGUUUGUAUGUCACUCUCCAUGAAUAAAGCUCACUCACAUCA
This is a messenger RNA of Pelmatolapia mariae (spotted tilapia), 1183 nucleotides long. RefSeq names its product peroxisomal membrane protein PEX13-like. The transcript is spliced from 3 exons. Gene Ontology annotation, molecular function: protein binding. The record is from RefSeq and is a predicted model, not a curated record. NCBI's taxonomy places the organism in Eukaryota, Metazoa, Chordata, Actinopteri, Cichliformes, Cichlidae. Bases 2 to 406 code for a protein of 134 amino acids.